Messenger RNA from Populus euphratica (Euphrates poplar), 1256 nucleotides. It is a transcript of the gene BAN, whose product is annotated as NAD(P)-binding Rossmann-fold superfamily protein. Gene Ontology annotation, molecular function: anthocyanidin reductase activity; oxidoreductase activity, acting on the CH-OH group of donors, NAD or NADP as acceptor. The transcript has 6 exons. The coding region runs from base 88 to 1095 and encodes 335 amino acids. The record is from RefSeq and is a predicted model, not a curated record. Lineage: Eukaryota; Viridiplantae; Streptophyta; Magnoliopsida; Malpighiales; Salicaceae.
UCUGUGAGAGAAAUAAAUACCAUAACAAUAAUUCUCUAUCACAUUUUAAGAAAGAAUUCUCUGCUAAUUCAAAUAUUUUCAUCAAGCAUGGCAUCCCAGGUGACCAAAAAGACAGCUUGUGUGAUCGGCGGCUCAGGGUUUGUGGCAUCUUUGCUUGUGAAAUUGUUGCUUGAGAAGGGCUAUGCAGUGAACACCACAGUCAGGGACCCAGACAAUCAAAAGAAGGUUGCUCACCUAGUAGCACUACAAAACCUGGGGGACCUAAACAUAUUCGGAGCAGAUUUGACUGAUGAAGAAAGCUUCAAUGCUCCCAUAGCAGGCUGUGAGCUUGUCUUCCAUGUUGCAACCCCAGUUAACUUUGCUUCUGAGGAUCCUGAGAAUGACAUGAUAAAGCCAGCAAUUCAAGGAGUGCAUAAUGUUCUGAGAGCCUGUGCAAAAGCAAAAACAGUUAAAAGGGUCAUUUUGACAUCCUCAGCUGCAGCUUUAUCAAUCAAUAAGCUUAAUGGCACAGGCUUGAUAAUGGAUGAGAAGAACUGGACAGAUGUUGAGUUCUUGACUUCUGAGAAACCACCUACCUGGGGCUACCCUGCCUCCAAGACACUAGCUGAGAAGGCAGCCUGGAAAUUUGCUGAAGAAAAUGGCAUCGAUCUCAUUACUGUCAUCCCUAGCCUCAUGACGGGUCCUUCUCUCACGCUAGAUAUUCCCAGCAGCGUACACCUGUCAAUGUCAUUGAUUACAGGGAAUGAAUUCCUGAAAAAUGCUUUGAAGGGUAUGCAAAUGCUGUCAGGCUCGAUCUCAAUCACGCACGUAGAGGAUGUUUGUAGAGCCCAUAUAUUUUUAGCUGAGAAGGAAUCUGCUUCUGGUAGAUACAUAUGCUGUGCUGUUAAUACCAGUGUUGUCGAGCUUGCAGAGUUCCUGAAUAAAAGAUACCCCCAGUAUCAAGUCCCAACUGAUUUUGGGGAUUUCCCGUCCAAGGCCAAGUUGGCCAUCACUUCACAGAAGCUCAUCAGUGAGGGUUUCAGUUUCAAGUAUGGGAUUGAAGAGGUCUAUGACCAAACUGUGGAGUACUUCAAGGCCAAAGGAUUGCUGAAUUGAAGAGUUCUAGUUAUUUGUCACCGUCAUUAGAAGGAUUCGCAUUUGGCUGCGGAGAAAUUCUAGCUUGGCUGUAUGUGGUGUCAAAGAAUAAUUCCUCUAAUAUUAAGGAAGUGUAGUCCUGCUAUUAUGCUGAAGCAAUCUAGCGUCUUUAUUUCCAGACA